AUAAAUCGCUCUAUCCAGGAUUCAAGAGUUUUGUCUGCACUACAUUCUAUACUCGCGUCCAUUGAUACUGUGUUUUGCGGCCUUGACCCUGGUUUACAUUUCAUGAGGGUAAUGAAGUCAAGAGUCGCCACGGCUACGCGUCACGGAGCUUUGAUCAACAACAAAACGUGAGACGUAUCAGUCCUGUCAACGUUUUACUGGGCACAGGGACAAACCUAGCUGUACGUGUGGGCCUCCUCAGAAAUUAGAGAGACAGGCUAGAAGAAAGCAUGUUGUCAGUGGCAGGCCGGAGACUGAGGGCAUGGCUGUCCCCUCACCAUCCAAUGAGUGCUGCACUGUGUAGGAUAAAGACUCUGGCCACAGACCGGAUUUUACCAGACAUAAACGUCGUCAGUAAGGACACUGUUACCUGCACUCAUGUGUUCCGGCCGUGGGACUUUGAAAAUUACAAAUUAGAAAAAGUUCCUGUGGGGAAUAUUGCCAGGCAGAUGCCCAUGAUCUCGUACCUAGUAGGACAACGGUACUACCUCCAGCCCCCUGAAGAAAGCAAGAAAGAGCCUGAUUUGAAACUGAUCUUCAUACGAGGUCAAAGAUAUGAGUUCCUGCCCGCGUAUUAUCGCCACCUGGCACCUGGCAAGAGAACUACAGUUACUGAGAAGUUGUGCUCCCUUGGCAACACUUCUUGGGUGACCAUGGAAGAGAUCAGAGAUUACUCCACCAAUGAUGUGAUGGCUAGGUGUAUCAUUCAAGGAGUCAAUGUUGAUGAUACCACACGCAGACCAGAGCCGCUUCCUGAUUGGUUUAAGGAGAGGUAUUCUUAUCUUACAUCAUCGGUGCCACGCCCACCAACGGUUCAACCCUUUGAUGUGCCAAAAAGCACCAAGUUCUUCCGAUAUUCUGAAGUUGUGCCUCCUAGGGACACUGACACCUAUAACCAUACCACCUUAUCAUCCUAUAUCUGGUACGGCAUGGACUGUGCAACUCUGGGAGCCAGAAGCAAGGCAUAUUCUGUCAUCAGAGGAGACAUUGACAAGUAUGACCUGAAGAUGUUGGAGGUGUUAUACCAGAAAGAAUCAACAGAGGGCGACGUACUUGAUGUUGAAUCAUGGGAAGACCAGGGCAGUCCUGACACACUGAGGUUCCAGGUUAAGAAGGGCGAUGAGAACAUCACACAGUUAACGAUGCAGUUUUACCUGCCAACUGUUUCAGACGCAAUCUGUUUUAUUUUGCUCUAGCUUUUCUCAGAGUUGCCAAGAAGCUACUGGCCGGAGCUUUAUGUUAAAAAACACCAGUGUUGAAAAGAAAUGUUGAGACAUGGGAUUCCAGGUAUCGAAAAUAAAUGGAUGCGUUGUUAUGUUAUGUUAUGUUAUGUUAU
Branchiostoma belcheri (Belcher's lancelet) is the source of this 1375-nucleotide messenger RNA. RefSeq lists its product as uncharacterized. NCBI's taxonomy places the organism in Eukaryota, Metazoa, Chordata, Leptocardii, Amphioxiformes, Branchiostomatidae. The transcript has 4 exons. The record is from RefSeq and is a predicted model, not a curated record. The coding region runs from base 270 to 1235 and encodes 321 amino acids.